CCGGGUCACUGGGGCUGGGCUGCUCGCGAGCAGCUCACUCCAGAGAGUGCCUAGCCUCUGGUCAGCUACCCCAGCCGGCCUUGAGGACAGAACUUUCUCUCUCCCUCUCUCUUACUCUCUCUCUCUCUCUCUCUCUCUCUCUCUCUCUCUCUCUCUCUCUCUCUCUCUCUCUCUCUCUCACAACAUCCCUCCUCACAACCCCACCGGGCUCACCCUCCCCUACCCCCCCUGACAUCAUCCCAUCCUUCCUGCCUCUUCCUCCAUCUUCUCCCCCCCACACUUUCCCCACCCUUGAGAAGGCUGGAGCAGGGAAGCUGCCGGACCCCUUGCCUCUGCCUCUUUGGUCACGAGGACAACCCACGCCAUCCAGCGAGGCCCCCGGCUGCCCUGCCUCUGGACACUGGAUAAGGUCCCAAGGACAGACAGACAGAGGGACGGCAUGGAGGGAGCCUUCUACAUCGCGAUGUUUCUGGCUGCUUGUUCCUUCAGCCUGGCAAAUGCUCUGAAGGAACCUGACUGUGACCUGGAGCUCCCGGAUUCUGAAACAGGAAAGGUGACAUACACCACAAAUCAAGUCUUCUGGGGUUGCCUGGGCAAGAGAUCCCUUAACUCUACCCAGGAAGUCCAUGUCCUCAACCUGAGGUUUCUAAAGUCCUUUUUUUCCCAGGGUCUCUCAGAACUGGAGCUGACUAUUCAGUCCAGCAAGGGAAGUGGCCCACAGAUCAGACCUCCCUAUGUCGUUCUCGGUGUCCAAGGUCGCAUUACGCUUUCGCUCCAGGUCAAAGGAAUCUCAGUCAACCUUUUCAUGAAUCCUACAAAGGUCUUCUUCAAAGAUACACCAGUCAGCUACAGUAUCUUGCCAGAAUUCUCCACAAGGGAAGAGCUCCUUGACUGGGCCCAGAGGAAAUAUGGAAACAUCACCUCCUAUGCAGAAAUAGAUGACCCCCAGAGCAUCAUACUCCAUCUAGAUCAAGCUCUGGCACCUGCAUUCCCAUGUGUCCCAGAGUCUAAUUUCAACAUGGGCAGCUACCUUACAUGGAAGGCCAUUGCACCGGUGUACAAAGGCUGCUACAUCAGGAAGGUGCCGGGCAGGAAAGUGGCUCACAUCGUGAAAGUCAUGCAGAGUUCCUCAAGCAGCCCUCAGAUAGUGGAGGUGAAGAUGAACUUGAGCUGUCCUUUGGGGAAUAUGGCUCCCACACUGGAUGCUGUGGUGAUUCUGCAGGGACCUCCCAACGUCAAUUGGCUGAUUGACUCCGACUACAAUGUGCAGAUCUGGACCACAGGUGAAUACUCCUUCAAGAUCUUCCCCAACAAGAACAUCCCUGGCUCCAUCCUCCCUGACACAUUCCCGGAACUACUUCAUGAGGUCCAUAAGAAGUUCAAUGCUAGCAUCUUUGCCUCCUACGUGGAGAUUCCAUUUACCGGCCACAUUGCCCUGUGGGCCCCUAGUUGUGCUCCCCAAGUAGAAACCUCACCUUCUCCAGUGCUGACAACUCCAUCCUUGAUGACUUGUUAUUUGCCUCUGCUGAGUUCCCUGCUUUUGCCCCAGUGCUCCCCAGACAGCAUGACACUGGUGCUAAAGAAGAAUAUUCUCAUGGUCCUGAACUGUCAGAUCAAACAUCUCUCCUUCCGGGACCCGAGUUGCCAGUCACAGGAGAAAGAUGAUGAGCUGGUCCUGAGCAGCAGCUUCCAUGGGUGUGGGAUGAAUGUGAAGAAAGGUAUCAUUUUAGACAAUGAGGUGGCUGUGACCUUGACCUCCAGCUCUGUUCCAAUUCUGACAGAGGUUGAGUGUCUUAACACCAGUGCCUUAUCUGUCCACAUGGAUGCCUACAACAGCCAGCAAUUCCUUCGCACCUCCAGCACCAUUGAGCUGGGCCAACGGGUCUAUGUGCAGGUGACAGUGACCCCAGCUGCUGAAGAGCUCGCUGCAUACCUGGACACCUGCUCCCUGGACCUGGGGCCAGAGGCUGAUCCUGUGGAACUAAUCUACGAUCAGAUGCCUAAGAGCCCCCGGGUGAAAAUCCUGACAUCAGUCUCCAACAAGAUACAAUUCAGCUUCCUUCUCCGGGGUCACAUGGUGCCCACACCAACUGCUGCCAUACUUAAUUGUAAUGUAGAUCUGGUCCUCCGGGGCAAGCCUGAGACCAAGGUUAUCCUUAAGACCUCUAUGAAGCUGAACAUCAAUAACCCCACACUGACAAGCCUGAGCAUGCCUGCCGUCCUGGGAAUCACCUUUGGAGCCUUCAUCAUUGGAGCCUUGCUCACUGCGGCCCUCUGGUACAUCUCCUCCCAUACCCGUCCUCCCGGCAAGAGGCAGCCAGUGAUGGCCACUGUGCCAGCCUCUGAGAGCAGCAGCACCAACCACAGCAUUGGCAGCACUCAGAGCACGCCCUGCUCCACCAGCAGCAUGGCGUAACCCACCCUGACUCACCCCCCACUAGCCCAGACUGUACCAUCUCCAGCCUAAGAAAGCUCACUCGGCACCCUCUACCUGGACCAUGUCUCCAGCUUCCAGGAGUCGUGCCUGCCUUCUUCUACACUCUGGACUUUUGAAGAGUCAGCCUGGAUCUGGCCUCUUUGGGCCAAAGAUGGUGGAGGGGUGGAGGGAUGGAAGGUAGGGCCAGGGCAUCAUCAUGAGCCUGACACCUUCAGAGACAAGCUACACCCCCUACACACCCAAGAGCAGAAAUGGGUGUUGGCAGCCCCCAACUGGCAUAGCUGAUAACCAGGAGUCUGGGCCCCAGACUCUUAACGCAUUCAAUGAAUUGUGUCCACCCAAACCCCAGCCCUAAAGACAAUCCCCUCCCAGAGCUCGAUGAGUCACAGCUUCAGGUUAUGAACAGAACCCCUUCCUCCACCUCUAAUUCUCAAGAGGGGACCCAUCUCAAAGCACCUUGAGUUCAUUAUUGGGAAUUUGGGUUCCAACUGACAACCUCUCAACUGGUCAUGGAGUUUUGGGGGUGAGAGACAUACUUCCUGAGCUGUAUAUAUGCCUCACAGUAUUUCUAUAUUAUUGUAUAAAUGUAUGUUAUUUUAAUAUUGGCCCAGAGUUUUCUGAGCUCUGGAGAGUUUGCGGAUAGAAAGGAAUGAGUGAAUUUUAUACCCAGAAAUCAGCCUGCCCCCUUCACAAGGCCCCCCAAAGAGGCUUCAGGGAUUGGGGAGAGAUCAGAGCUGAAUUCUCAUUUUCUGGUGAGUCAUCCACCCCAAACUCUUCUUGUAGCUGUGUGGCCUUGGCUGAGAUCAGCUCUCCCCUCCCGCUUCCCCAUUUGGAUUUGCCCAAUGCUCGCCCCUAGCCCCGCAGGGCUUGCUCCCUCUGCCACCAGCCAAGGCCUUAAGCUCUACAAGCUCCCCUUCCCCUCGUCCUUCCCUGAAGCUGCUGCAGCAACAGUGCCCCCAUGGACCCCUGUGCCCACCUGUCCUAGGCCCUCCAGGAAGGACGCGGGCUCAGGAGAGGGGCUGCCACCCCAGCCAGCAGGGGCCUCCCUUCUCUACAUCCCAGCAAGAAAAACGACCAUGGAGUGCUUGCGGCCCUUCUCUUGGCCACAAGGCAAUAGGAGAGGGAGACGCAGAAUAAUGAGUGAGCUUCCCCACAGCCCAAGGGUUGACUGGAUCCUGAAGCUAUAUAGGCCAUACAGGCCCCCACCCUCUGCUCUCACUGCUGCCAUGUUGGAAGAGACCUAGAAAAGCACCAGCUUCUACCUUCGUACAUCCAGAUAGAGCCCCAUAUCAACCCCUUCACUUUAAAGAGAUGGGCACUUUUACACUUUAUAAAUCCCUCUGCUCCCAACAACCCAGGGAUCAUCUCCCUUUUACACUUGGGCAGGAGCGAGCAAAGUUGAGUGGCUUGUCUCCCACAUGGCUUGUAACUUGACAGAGCCAGGAUUUGAACCUACAUCUUCUCACUCCACAUAACUGCAGUUGGCAUUUAUUCAGCGCUUUUAAGUGUGCAGGGCAAUUUACAAAUAGCAUCUCAUCUGAUCCGCACCACAAACCUGGGAAGUAGGUGCUAUUAUUGUCCCCAUUUCACAGAUGAGGAAACAGAAGCAAGUAGGGAUAAAGUGUCCUGCCCAGGGUCCCUUGGCUAUUAUUAAGUGCCUGAGGGAAGAUCUGAACUCAGGUCUUCUCAAUUUCACCUCCAGCAAGCUUUCCACUCAGCCACCUAGCUGCCAGGAAAGAACAUCUAGGGUUCUUUCUCUAUCCGUUAGUUUAAGGCUAAGGGAGGCGAGUUUAACUGAUCCCAGUCUCCCAAGAGUACUUCUGCACAAGAAUGUCAGGACCCAUUUAAAUCUUCUGCCCAGAAUCCUUAGUAAGAUUCUGGAGCAUUGCUGGGGUAAACUGGACCAGGCUCUCAGGCCUCCACGUCUGGGGUGGACCAGAGGGGAGGCUGGAAUGUGGAAGAGGGGUACAGACCUCAGGAGCUAGAAAGGGCUCAGCAUCUUCCAGAGGGGAAACUGAGGUCUCAAGCUGGGAAGUGAGCUGUCCAAAGGGAAUACAGCUUCUAAGUGCUGGGACUCAAAAUUCAGCCUCUCCCUGAGCUAUAUUUCAUGGAUCUCAAUUUUCAUGUCUGUCUGGGCAGUCAAGGAAGCUUGAGGCAUAAGUCUCUUGGAAAAAAAAUUUUUUUUAAUUAAAAAAGCUUUAACUCCCUA
This is a messenger RNA of Dromiciops gliroides (monito del monte), 4646 nucleotides long. RefSeq names its product endoglin (gene ENG). Gene Ontology annotation, biological process: vasculogenesis. The transcript is spliced from 15 exons. The coding region runs from base 440 to 2416 and encodes 658 amino acids. Lineage: Eukaryota; Metazoa; Chordata; Mammalia; Microbiotheria; Microbiotheriidae. The record is from RefSeq and is a predicted model, not a curated record.